This is a messenger RNA of Chrysochloris asiatica (Cape golden mole), 939 nucleotides long. RefSeq names its product olfactory receptor 51B5-like. Gene Ontology annotation, molecular function: olfactory receptor activity; G protein-coupled receptor activity. Gene Ontology annotation, biological process: G protein-coupled receptor signaling pathway. The record is from RefSeq and is a predicted model, not a curated record. The coding region runs from base 1 to 939 and encodes 312 amino acids. NCBI's taxonomy places the organism in Eukaryota, Metazoa, Chordata, Mammalia, Afrosoricida, Chrysochloridae. Gene Ontology annotation, cellular component: membrane. The transcript has a single exon.
AUGUGGCCCACCAACAACUCUACUUGCUUUCUGCUGACCGGUUUUCCAGGUUUGGAGACAUAUCAUCAUUGGAUUUCCAUGCCCUUCUUUUUUGUCUAUAUCUCUGUCCUUUUGGGCAAUACCACCCUCCUCUUUCUCAUCAAGGAAGAUCACAGUCUCCAUGAGCCCAUGUACUAUUUCCUGGCCAUGCUGGCAGCCACAGAUUUAGGGCUAACCUUGACCACAAUGCCCACAGUGCUGGCAGUCCUCUGGUUGGAUCACAGGGAGAUUGGAAAUGGGGCCUGCUUUUCCCAAGCCUACUUUAUACACUCACUUUCCUUUGUAGAGUCUGGUGUUUUGCUUGCCAUGGCCUAUGAUCGCUUUGUUGCCAUUAGCAAUCCCCUUAGAUAUACUUCCAUCCUAACCUAUACUAGGGUGAUGAAGAUCGGCCUGGGAGUUCUGCUGAGGGGAUUUGUUUCUGUUACUCCCCCAAUAAUGCUCCUCUAUUUCUUCCCCUAUUGCCACUCCCAUGUCCUCUCCCAUGCAUUCUGCCUUCACCAGGAUGUCAUCAAACUGGCCUGUGCAGACAUCACCUUUAAUCGUCUGUAUCCCAUAGUGCUUGUGGUCCUCAUAUUUGUGAUGGAUUCUCUGAUUAUUCUAAUCUCCUAUGUGUUGAUACUCAAGAGUGUUCUGAACAUCGCAUCCAGAGAGGAGAGGGCCAAAGCCCUCAAUACCUGUGUCUCCCAUAUCUGCUGUGUCCUGGUUUUUUAUGUCACAGUGAUUGGACUGUCUCUGAUUCAUCGAUUUGGGAAUCACAUUCCACAUAUUGUCCACCUUAUUAUGAGCUAUGUCUAUUUUUUGUUCCCUCCAUUAAUGAACCCUAUAAUCUAUAGUGUUAAGACCAAGCAGAUCCAAAAUGGAAUUCUCCGUCUUUUUACUAUCCAUAGAAUUGGGGCUUGA